Molecule: messenger RNA, 17388 nt
Organism: Myiozetetes cayanensis
Lineage: Eukaryota; Metazoa; Chordata; Aves; Passeriformes; Tyrannidae
Gene: LPP
Product: LIM domain containing preferred translocation partner in lipoma
Exons: 17
Coding region: 1302-3128 (608 amino acids)
Biological process (GO): cell-cell adhesion
Cellular component (GO): stress fiber; focal adhesion
Molecular function (GO): protein binding
Source: RefSeq, a predicted model, not a curated record
UCUGUCUGUGUCGGCUGUUCCCCAUCCCUUGAAGGUUGAGUGCAGUGAGGCACAGGCAACAGCUCUGGAUAAAUUUCUUAUAUCUCAAGUGAUUUGAUCCAUACCUGAUUAAAGGUGUGCCCACUUCCGUGGGUACAGCUGGAGGUACAAAGGUAGCUGUGUAUAUUAUUAGAAAGUCACACAUUGGCUCAUCUGGUUUAGUUUCAACUCUCUUGGUAGAUGCACCUGCUAGAGUGGGAAUAUUUUUUUUGGUGUGUUUUGGUUGUGCAAAAUCUACCUGAUAUGUAAUGAAAGUGAUUCCAGAUGCUCUUGAUCUCCAGAAAGGCAAGGCCUAUCUGUCUAAUGAAAGACAUGAGUAAUUCUGGGUGUGGUGUUGGUAUACUCCUGGGUUCCUUUCGUCCUUCAUUUUACUUCCAUAUCCCAUAGCCAACAUUUUCUUGUGUUGUCCAUAUCUCUAAAUUUUACUAUCUUGGACUGAGCCUGUCACUUGUUUUGCUACCCAGAGGAGAGUAAUGAGUCUGGCAACCUGUGUGCGUCAAAGUCCUGUGAACCCAAGCAGAGAGCACAGGCUGCACCCAUGGAGUGACAUCUGGCUCUGAGGAGGUCCUGCCCUGGGAGAUGAAGAUAAAAUGGAGAAUGGGCUGGGAAAGAAACCCGAAGUCGUGAGUCUGGAGGAGCCCUGCGUGUUUCCAAACGCCCUGCUCUGAGUUCAUCCCACCAGUAAGGCUGUGCAGCGUGAGAACUGCUGUUGCAAAACUACCAGAUUCAACCUCCUGGGAAGCCUUUUUGGCCAAGCUUGUUGUGGUCAGUUUUCAGUUCUCUCUUGCUCCUGGACCUUGUUCUAAAUUUGAUCUGCUCGAGAGGGAAGCGUGUUAACGAAGGAGCUUGCCUGGAUGCUGCCCAGUAACACUAAACUGCUUUGGGUGCAGAUAACGCUUUUGGAACCCCUCUCCUGGAUGAAUGAGCCCUGUGUGGGUCAUAGCCAGCUCCAGAUGAGACAGCACAUGCCUAAACAAGAAACCAAAGGUGUUCGUGAGGCUGGUGUGGUGCAGCUGGUUGCCUGAAGACUUGGCCUUGGCUACUCCUGUUUGUGCCUCAGUGCUUACCCCAUCCUUGCUCUCUGGAAGAGUACUUUGUAACUGGGGUGUGCCUGAAUGCAUCAGCCUUUGGAUGUGAGCGUCUCCUCUUGAAACAGUCUCGUGAUACCCAGCUGUCUGCUCUCUUGGGAGGUCCCUUGGAAGAGUCUGUCUGUACAUCCGUCUGGGUGCCUGAAGGGGCCGCCUUGCUUCCAGAUUUGAACCAUGUCCCACCCGUCCUGGCUGCCACCCAAGAGUACCAAUGAGCCUGUUGGUCACGUUACUGCAAGGAUGGAGACCACACACACCUUUGGGACUCCCAGCAUCUCGGUGUCCACCCAGCAGACUCCAAAGAAGUUUGCACCUGUCGUUGCCCCCAAACCAAAGUACAACCCAUACAAGCAACCGGGAGGUGAUGGUGACUUUCUUCCUCCCCCGCCACCUCCUGUGGAUGACCUCGGGCAUAUCACAUCACCACAAGGUGCCUUUCCUCCCCCACCCCCUCUGGAUGAUGUUUCUUACAAUGUGCAGGUGAAUCCUGGUGGCAAGACGCUUGAAGAGAGGCGGUCCAGUUUAGAUGCAGAAAUUGACUCUCUGACCAGCAUCCUGGCCGACCUGGAGAGCAGCUCUCCAUACAAACCUCGGACCCAACAGGUCUCUGGGACCUCGAGCAGCUCUGCCGCCACCACCCCAUCCGUGUCCACCCCUGUUACUGGCCACAAGCGGAUGAUCAUCCCCAACCAGCCUCCGCUGACCGCCACCAAGAAAUCCACUGCCAAGGGCCCGGGGCAGCCGGCGCCCAUCCCGGUCACUCCUGUGGGCACUCUGAAACCGCAGCCAGUGCCGGCCUCCUACGCCACGGCCUCCACGCCCAGCCGCCCGGCCUUCAACGUCCAGGUGAGGACGGCGCAGCCCAGCCCGCACUACCAGCCGCCCGGCCUGCAGCCCACGCACUAUGGCAGCCUGGGGCCCGGCCAGCCCUACGCGGCCCCGCCGUCCCGCCAGCCCUCCGCCCCGCAGUACGGAGCGCCACAGCCCCACGGGCCCGACUACGGCUACGCUCCACCGCCCGCCCGGCCUGCGGAGCCCGCCUAUGGAUAUGCGCCUCCGCAGGGCCGCUACCAGGACCCCUACUACGGGGGGUACGGGGGAAGAAAUGGCUCCGAAGCGCCCUACGUGCCACAGAGCUCCUGGAAGGCUGAGCCAGCAUAUCCUGCUAGUAACGCCAUGGGCCAGGCUCCUCCUGGGCUCUACCAGCCGCCAGGCAGUAAGAAGACCUAUAUCACUGACCCGGUGCUGGCCCCACAGCCGCCCACCCUGCAGCAGAAGAGUGGAUAUCCAAGCUCUGGACCUGCAUCAAGCACUCCUGCCUUCAGGCCUGAGGAUGAGCUGGAACAUCUGACCAAGAAAAUGCUGUAUGACAUGGAGAAUCCUCCCUCUGAUGACUACUUUGGCUGCUGUGCCCGCUGUGGGAAGAAUGUUGUUGGAGAAGGCACCGGUUGCACAGCCAUGGACCAGGUCUUCCAUGUGGAGUGUUUCACCUGCAUGACGUGCAAGAGCAAGCUGAGGGGACAGCCUUUCUACGCAGUGGAGAAGAAAGCCUAUUGUGAACCCUGCUAUAUUAAUACACUGGAGCAAUGCAGUGUCUGCGCAAAGCCCAUCAUGGAAAGGAUCCUCCGAGCCACUGGGAAGGCCUAUCAUCCCCACUGUUUCACCUGUGUGAUGUGCCAUCGCAGCCUGGAUGGGAUCCCCUUCACUGUGGAUGCUGGCGGGAACAUCCACUGCAUCGAGGAUUUCCAUAAGAAAUUUGCCCCGAGAUGUUCUGUGUGUAAGGAGCCCAUCAUGCCGGCCCCAGGGCAAGAGGAGACUGUUCGCAUUGUUGCCUUGGAUCGUGACUUCCAUGUCCAGUGCUACCGAUGUGAGGACUGUGGUGGCCUCCUGUCUGAAGGGGACAAUCAGGGCUGUUACCCUCUGGAUGGGCACAUCCUUUGCAAGACCUGCAACUCUGCUCGGAUCCAGGCUCUGACUGCCAAGGCCAGCACUGAUCUCUGAGUAUCAACUGUGACCCUCCCCAGGAUGCCCAUCGGGGGAUAUUGCACAAGCUUUGCAUAAUUUCUUUCCAGGCUAGGGUCUGAAUCUCUAUUUUAAAAAAAAAAAAAAAAAAAAAAGUAAAACUGGAAGGCCUUGGAACAAGAGGGCAACUUGAGAGACCAUGUUCAGACUGCCUGUGACAAGCAUCUAAUUUAGACACAAAUGUUCAGUAGGGCAGUGAGUCAGAGCAGCUGCUGUAUCUGCAGCUGAUGGAGUUAAGUGGUCACAGCAGCUAAGUUACCUGCCUGUAGAAGGAGGUCUGAACAUGGUCCUACCUAUGUUUGUGUUUGAUUCCUGUUUCUUAAGAAGUACAUGAAGGUAGAAGGUUAAAGACGGCUGAGCUAGUUAUUUCUCCCAAGUUAUUUUGAGAACCUGGCCAGCUCUCACUGAGGUCAUGGGGAGGUUCCCUUUGACUUCAGUAGGAUCUGUUUCACCAGCAGAAGUAGCUCCACUGCCCUAGAAGGUGUGAGAGCAGAUCCAGCAUUAACACAAACAGUCUAACUGCAACUGUACUGCACCUGACUGUAGGUGUGACCUUGUAUCCUUGGGACAGAGAUUUGUUAUUUCUUAUGCCCAUACUUGUCUCCAUUCCCUUCCAGUUCACUAGGGGUUUUUUCUUUUACUCAUGAAAUUUUACUUUGCUAUUGCAUAAACUUCUUCAGUACUGAUGCUUCCAAUUCACAAUGUAUGAGCAAUCACAGAAAGGUGUGAGCUUGCACACACUGUACACUACACACACACACAACAUGCUUUUGAUUUACCAGAGGCACAAGCCAGUCAUGAGAAGCUCUUUAAAGGAUGUGAUGCUGGAAACACAUUUCUAAAAUCCCAGUGGUUAAAAUAACCCCAAAAUUACUACAUAGAACUGCAGUGCAAAGCGAUGCUCAAAAAAAUGUUACGCCACUCUCUCAUACACCCCCUUCUAGUGGGACCACUGGCAGUGUUGAUCUCUGGUAGACAUUUAAGCAAUAGAAUCUUGUUCCACCUCCUGUUAUUCCAAUGGGAGGAUUUUCCUUCAACUGUAACAGGGAUUCAAGCCUCGGGGUGAUAUUCAUUUCUCUGAUGUUAACACACAUGAUCUGGAGUUCUCAUUAAAAAAAAAAUCAAGGAUCUUGUUUCAACAGCAGCAAAAAAGACCCUCCUAAAUACAUAUUGCUGUUGUUCAGUUUUUGUCUUAAGAAAGCUAAAGGUAUUAAACCCUUCACUAUGCCGUUCUAGAAAGUAAGCAUCUUUUUUUUCUCUUCUGUUUUUGUCCCAGCCUCUUAUAACUUGUCUCUGGUGAAAUUCAUGGCAGUAGAGUGCUGGGCCAGCAGCAAUAUUUUUGGUUUUGGUCCAGAAUUAAUACAUAUGCCAAGGUAAAUAAAAACUGGGCACAGAUAAUCUUUUUUUUUCAUGUGAUGGUGGUGGGGUUUUUUUUGGUUUGGUUAAUUAAAAACAAAUCAAAAAAUUAUAAAUCCACAGCACACUGAGCAGCUAUAAUAUUCUUGUUCAUGAAACCCAUAAUAACUAAGGUGCAAAUUACAUAGCGAGGGAGUAAUUUUCAUAUCACUGAAUUGACAUUAAUAUCUUAUUUGCAGAUGUAAUCAAAGAAAAUACCUUUCUUUGCACUUAAAUUAAGAAGUAGAACUGAAACAGUUUCAGGCUGAUUGACCAUAUAAGUGACAAACUGGCACUUUUUAAGAGUAAGUUAUAAGAAUUUUUUUCAUACUCCCACUGAAAAACAGUAAGAAAUGUAUGUGGUGCUUUCAUCUUUAUAUGAGACUUCUAUUAUAGAGCAUGAUUAUAUCCACUAAUGCUGAAAAGUUACAUGAGCUGAAACGAUAGGAAACAAAGAGGAAAAAUUGUGAUGUGAUACUGCAGCUCCUGCAAAUGGUGCCUUUCCUUUCAGUUUAUGGAAGGCCACUGAAAUUCAAUAGCUUUAGCUACAUACAGUAAAUUCAAAUACUGAAAUACCAGUCUGAAACCUCUGUUCCUUACAUGGUUUAUACAUUGGCAAACUUCACCAGUGUCAGGGAAGUUUCCCAAAAUUCACAGCUUAAAAUGAAUCCUUCUUUGUAGAAGGGUGGCAUCGUUGAGCAAAAGAAGUCCUUCACCAGCACAGGGGCUGUGCUGAAGCAGUUUGCCUUUUUAUACUGGGUUUCUACGCUGGCAUUCAAAAAUUUUACUGCCUCAGACGUAAACAGAUUUUUUUGGCACCCUGGCUCCUGCCAGGUUCCACCUGGGCUCCUGCUCCCUGAACCGUGGCAUGUAAGGUCCUUCUGAGCUCGCUUCUUUACACACAGUCUGCACCACCAGCCAUCAAAAAAAGCUUGCAAAUGUUGAGCAAAUUUAGUUUGAACUAACCCUACAAAAACACAGGAGGUCAGUGCUAGGACUGAUAACACUGUUGUAUCCUUGUGGAGCAUUUUGCAUCUCUACAAACACAAGUCAGAAUGUGAUACACUCAGAUACAGAAUAAGCCAUUCAGCAGGCAGCAAACGUAGCUCUGAUCUUCCUUACUCUUCCUAGUGUUAAAUCAAGUGGCUGAUGAGACUCUUCUGAAUAAUGCAGGGGUAACUGAUGGAAAGAAGCUGUUGUACCUUCCAGGAGAAUGUGGCUUAGACCAAGGAGGACUCAAGUCCAGAGCCUUUGGGCUUUUUAUGGCCCUGCCAUAGGCUGGAUUGGAGCAAGUCAUAUGGCUUCUUGUCUUCCACCCUCUGCAUGAGAGAGCUUCUUUCCAAUUUCCCAGACAUAUUAUGGAAAUUAAACUAGUCACAGAUUGGUCCAAACUGCUUAUUUUUGGAGUUCUAUUUUCUGUUUCCAGAAAAGCUUACUGGUAUGUAGGUUUGGGCUUCCAGCCCAUUUCAAAGCACAGGGCCAGCCAGGAGAUCUAGAUCUCUGUUAUUAGGGUGCUGUUGUGAGUUGGGCUGGCAUGCAGGGAGGUAAGAGUCAAAAUUUUCAAGCAUUAAAUACUCCAUGGAUGAAAUAUGAUUGACAAAGAUUGAGCAGUGUUGAUAUUUGAGGUACUGUGGCUAGUUUCUAGAGCUGACAUAUCUGUGAAAAGGUACAAUAAUGGGGUUUUUUUUCACCCCAAAAUACCAAAGACAUCUACCUGUUGGAAGGAGUGAGUGUCUAAAACACUCUUUUUUAUUUUCUGUGGUUUUGCCUUUUUAAAUUGCUAUAAAUCUAUAUGAAAAAUAUUGUAUGUACAUCAUAGAGGCUCUCAUCACCCACAUGUGUAUGGAAAUCUCCCCUCUGAUGCUUCAGGAUUUAAUUAGGAAAUUCUGGUGGACAUAUCUCAAUUGCACUGCAAUUAAGAACCACUGGGAUAUUGCUUCAUCACCAUAUUUAUCACAUACUUUUAAUAUAUCCUGUUUAUCUGUUCCAAAGAAGGAGUCUUUUUCCAAAGAACUCUUGCUUUUCUUAAGGUGGACUUAAUCAUGACAAAAAUUCACAUCUUCUGUGGCUGCAGUAAUGUCCAGACUGUUCCUUUCAGAAAGAAUUGGAAGAUUGUUUUAUUGUCAUUUUAAUCACUGAACAUUGCUUUUAAAAACAGAAGCAACACCAUUUCUUUAGCGUAUGUGAUAAUGCACCUUUAAUUUGGGGGGUUGUUUUUUGGUUCAUUUUAAAUAUUUUAAUUUUUAUCAUGGCUACAAAACACUCGGGUAAAUGACUGAAUCACAGAGGUGUGGGAGUACCAAAGUGUUUAUCACAGUGAACUCUACAUAACAGCAUUCUUCCUGAUGGCAGGAGUGAGGCUUUCCCAAGACACGGGCCUUAAGUUGACUUUCUGCUUAUCAGUAAAAUGUGCCUGAGAAGAAAGAGAAAAAGAAGUGUCUUAAAAGAAAUGGUGGUUGUUAAAGAGAAUAUGCAACAAGUCACUCUGAAAUCUCCUUGGACCUGUUAUGGCUGCUGACUGGCCGUGGUUAGUCAAGCAUGACUUAGGUUUGAUAAAUGCUGGUUUCUUUUGAUUUUGAGAAAGUCUGGCAGGCAAGGGAUAACAGGACCCAGGAGAAGGUUCUUGGGGGAAAUUCUGUCUUUGCCCUCUGUCAGCAUCGGAUAUAAAUGUUAGACAUCUGGUGCUUCAGCUGAAUGUCUCAGAAAGGGUUUGAGUUUGUAACUGGUUUCUAUUGAUAUCUGGUUCCUGCAGUUGGUUCAUUGUGUUGAUUUGCAAUUUGUUCACUAAGCUGGGUAGACAACACCUCAUACAGAUUUCAGUACUGCAAGUCAGAGCUAUCAGGGGGAGGGGUGUUGAAGAAUCUCACUGUGGUGAAAUUCCCAUGAGAAAACACUAGUGAUGGUACCUGAGUGUUGGUUGUGGAGGGAGGUCAGGAACUACUCAGUAACCUAAAGGUUAAUAAAGUACAAACUAAGAGAACUGUGAGAACACUAUUUCCAGUUGGAGCUGGUUGCAGUUUUUACACUAAAUUACAUGAUAUCAGAAGGGCUGUUUUUAAUGAGAAAUUCUCUCUUUUUGCAAUGUUACCCACAACUUUUUUUGGUUGGUUCCCCCACCCCAUGAUUAAAAUCAUACUGAAUUUUUAUCUAAAUAAAUUUCAGAAUUGUUAAAAAAUAUUUUAGUUUCUAAAAUCCCCAUGUCUUCUUUCACGUUUUUUUUUGGGUAGUUCUUGGGUUUCUUCUGCUGGUAAUUUAAAGUUUCUGUGACAAUUCUGAAAACUUCUUUGGAUAAAAAUUCUACUUAAAAACAAGCAGGGGUUCUUGGGAAAUGAUUCAAUAUUGGACCUGGUGAAAUAAAAAAAAAAGCUUUGAAACUUCUCACAAGAUAUUUUUUCCCUAUUUUUAACUAGUUUUGCUAAUUUUGAAGUCACUGUUUCCUUUGUUAGAACAAUCCAAAUAAUGUGACUCUUCUUAAAAUAACAGUGUUAUUUCUGUUGGGUUCAUUUUUAUUUCCCAUCUUACAGCUGUGGAGUGGCUGGCUAUGGGGACUUCCAGUGUCUUUUUCUGUGGCAAUUGCAGUUUUCUUCUUUGUUUUUAUCUUGGGGUUUUUUGUUUGUUGUUUUUUUUUUCCCCCUAAAAUUACUGAAGAAUUUAAGCACAUUAUGGCAACUGCCAUGAAGAUCGAGAGAUACUGAUUGAACAUUGCCUCCACAUACCUUUUUGGGCUUGGGAAUGGCAUUUCUCCUUAGACAUUUCUAGAAAUAUUACCUGGCUUCCUCAGCAUUUCAAGUUUGACUGUGCAACAGUCAAUUGCCUGACUGGCAUUUGGAGCCUGAAAGAAAACAGAUUUUAUAUCUGUGAAAUUAUAACAUUUAUCCAGCAUCUAAAAAUCUAAGAUAAAAAGUAUAACCUUGGUAGGUUUCCUGGUGGACAUUGGGGAACAGCUUUUACUUCAGCCUGAAAAUUUUCUGCUGAGAUCUGAAAAAACUAAGCUCCACACUCUCUGGCAUGUGCACACACACAUAAGGUGGUUGUGGGACUGUAACUGAGUAGAGAUACCGGCUGCAAUAUUGAGUAUUGCUACUUAUACCUCACUGGGCUUUACUCCUGACUACUUGUCCCUGGUCUCUUUGGCUUGGUACGUGUGGAAGCAACAGGGUUGAUCGUGGGUAGCAAGAGCAUUCAGUUCAAACUUUUUUUUUUUUUUUAAUUUUGUUUGUCCGCUUUUUUCAACCUACCAGGAUAUUUUAGAGACUGAGGAAAGAAAUGGAAGCCCCAGGUUUUGUAAUUAGCAUUACAUUACUGGGGGUUUGAGCCCCUCCCCAGGAACAUCACACUUGGGGUGUCUCUUCUUUCCUACCUCUGCCUCCCUUCGUCCACAAGCCACUCUCUUACCCUCUUUUUCCAUUUCCUCAACGUGCACUCAUCUUUGCAGUGAAGAUGGUUUGUUACUUACUUCACUGAGGUAUUGUGAGUCUUAGUUGGUAGCUGGAAAAACUUCUUCAGAUCUUUAUUAAAGUAGUUUUGUGUGUCCUUAGUAUCAAUGGCCUGCCAUAUGGAUAUCAAAGAAAAUUGUUAUAAUUAUUGCUUUUAAAAUUAUUAUGAAAUUGUGCCUUACUUUUUCAGUCAUAUUUAACCAUGUAAUUUAGAACCACAUGAUUGCAGGGAUUUAUCAUGAAGAAAUAUGUUUGAAGGAUAGUUUGUUUUUUAAUAUUUUUUUUGGUACAUAAAUGAAUUUAUUAGCUUUUCCUCUUUUAUUUUUUCCUCCAGUUUUAUUCCCUUAAUAUGUUUGUGUAAAAGGGCAGCCUGAAUUUGCAUUUGUGAGAGACAGAAGAUUUUAUUUGGUCUUGUAUGUAGAGCUUUCGUUUUCUUUUAUGUUCCUUCAGGAAAAUUCCUCUCUGCCCAAUUACUCAUACUGAGAUGUCUUCAAAUUCAGGCUGACCAGUAAGGGUUUUUUGUUGUUGUUUAAUUUAGUGUGUGGUUUCCUUUGUGGUUGUGGUUUUUCUUUUAAUUAACCAGAUAUCAAAUGCUGGGGAGGUAUUGUACAUUAAUGCAGAAUGUUAAUGCUAAUUUUCAUAGAAAAGACAAAAAUAGAGUCUUUCCCUGUCUCCAGUGCAGUUUUGUUACUGCUCUGUGUACAACACUAAUAUUAAGCCAGACUGUAAAGGCUAAAUACGCAGAGUGACCUACUUCCAUUCACCAGCAAGAAUCCUUUGUCAGCUGACUCCUGUUUGUUUGUUCAUUUUUAAAUGUCGGAUUACAGAACGAGCAUCUCCUAAAGAUGAAAGAAAACAUUGUUUUCAUGUGCAGGAAAUUUGGGGUUGCAGUAACAGAACAUUUUCUUUGUGAAUUUGGAUGUCGUGGUGUUUUAAGCUCCUGCCUGGAGCCUAAAUCAAUUUGGCCUCUCAUCCAGUUCAUCUAACUGGUGCUCCUAAAAGGCUGCAGCCCUGCAAAAGCUCAUGCAGCAUUUUUGGCUGCUUUCCCUUGCUCCCAUUUGGUACAUAUUUGCACAAUUUAACUGAGCUUUUCUUUCUGCUGAAGGCCAGAUGCAAGCGAUACGAAACACUAAACUUUAUAAACAAGCAAAGCCAUUUCAACCACAGCAUUUUGGACUAGAAUGGAUUUUUAGGUGGCGCACUGUCUGCUGGCCUUUGGAGAGGGGAUCCUGAAACUACAGUGGACUGGAACAGGAUGCAAAGCCACAAGCCUUGUUUUUUUAAUAAACUACUUACUGUAAUCCAGCUACACAGUUUCAGCCUCACACUUCAGAAGAAGCUUCCAGUAGCUAUGCACGUACAGGCACUUUCUCUCUUGAAGAAAGUGAAACUUUCCCGACCAGAGUAAAUUUAACCUAUUGCAUAAGAUGCUGGAAGGUUUUUUUUUUCCUUGGGAUUCUCUCUGUAACCUCUGUGUGCAGAGGAUGAAUAGCUUUUUUUUUUCCUCUUUUUUUUUUUUCCUGACAAGAUUAGAUGUUGCAUAUUGAUGAGCUAGCAUUUCAAAGGUCCGUAGGGCUUUGGAACGUAUUAAGAAUCUCUGAAGUUUAAUAUUCACCAUGUUUUAAAUAUUCAGAAGGAAAAAUCUGCAUAAAAUGGCUUUUGAUAAAUACGUUCUAGGGAUUCUUUCUAUCUUACACAAGCGUUGUGGGGAUUGUGGCUGUGCCAGUUGUGUUCCAAAGUGCCUUUUGUUUCAGUGUUUCAGGACCAUUUUGGUCCCAUUUGUGUGCCCAGUGCCUGUACUGAAGUCUGUUAUGGUUUCUUCUGGAACUGUACAGCAGGCAGGUGGAUGUGACUAAGAAAAGCCUCAGUUGAGCAUCAAAACUCCCAACGAUCUGCUUGGUGCCUCCCCUCCUUAUUACACCUGGGCACCUCCAGCCUGUUUCUGUGCCUGCUUCUCAUGGUGCAGAUUGGGAUCAGUCCAUUGAUCAGGCCUGGCUGAGACCUUUCUGCAAAGGUCCUCCACAGCACUUGGGAUUUGAGAAUGGAAAGGGCAAGAUCCUGGGUGCAGGAGCAAAGCAAAGUGUCAUUUAAUGCAACUCAGAUCUCACAGGGCAGUUUCCCCUUCCUUGCACGUCUGUUUAGUGAGAGUCUCAGCAGUAAAAAUAAUGCCUUUAGGAGAAAUCCUCUCUUGAGUAUGCUCCACUUCCCAUGCUCUUGAAAAUCUGAUUCAGGCUUUAGAUGAGGAGGAUCAGUUGUGGGCUGCAAAGACACAGCUACUUUAUGGUAUCACUAAGGCAUUGCCUUACCCUUGAUGUCCCAUGGGACAUCCCAUGGUGUUGCAGGACACUUGCUUUGGUCCCGCUCACACACAGCCUUGACUUUGUCAUACCAGUCCCUGUUGAAUCAGCGCCUGGUACUUGUUCUCAGGACCGCUCUGGCUCAGGCCAAGGGCAUCUCAUGCCUCUAUGCAAAAGAUGGUGCUUUCAGGUUUUAGCUUACAAAUAAUGCAACCCUUUCAAACUCACCUUUCCCCUCUCACAUACUCUUGACAGAAGUAGGAUUUUAAAUAUUUCAUAGCUUUCUUCUUUCUUCUUCCUUUUUGCCAGAUGCCUUGAAAACAUUGUCAGAUUACGAUCUGGGGGGGAUCAGGAAGGAUCGGUUUCCUUUCCUUCUUGAUUGCAUGGUGUAGGUUUGCAAUGAGGGUUUUGUCCUUUUUUCUUUUUUUUUUUUUCUUUUUAAUCUUACAGAACAGAUGCCUUCAGUUUAUGCAGAGAAAGAUUGUCUAUGAUUAGAGCUAAUCCAGGAUGGCAGGAUUGGACCCCCACAGUGAAAGCUAGAGAAGUGAUUGCAAAAGUAUUCUGUUUCUCCUUUAUUAAUUGCACAGGAAGUUUCCACCAAAGGCUCAUGUAGCCCAACUGGCCUAUGUAAUAAGUAGCAGGGCCUGUAAUUACAGUCUGUCUUCUGAUCCUAUCUGUGCUCUGACUUUCUAGGCACCGCAGUUCUAUUUACAUCUGGGUCUUUGUCACCUUUUAAAUUUUUGAUUGGUCACUAAGGGAAGGAGAGCACGCGCUGUGAGCCCUGCGGAGGUGCAGUGAGUAUAAACGAGGGAAUCCUCCUGCUUCUCAGGUGUCCGUCUGAUGUGGGACAUGGAACAGAGCAUGAGGAGCAGGGGGGUUUUGCCAGCCGUGCAGCAGUGGAGGCAGGCUGUGUGCCAGCUGGGUAACUUUCAAGAUCUCAGAGUCUUUGUAGGACUGGAAAUUUGAACCUUUUACAGGUCUUAACUAGUGGACUCUCCUGUGAGGGAGUUUAACAGCAUUUCUUUGCUUAAAGCAGUUUCUACAGGAUUUGACUUUUUUUCUCUUAUAAGAUUCAAGGUUUUAUCAUUGCAGAGAUCCUUCCCCAUAUGGCAUGAGGAGGGAGAUGGUUUUUGGCAUCAUGCAGAAAAACUGGGUUAGAAACCCUGGUAUCAGUGUAAAGCAAGAGUAACUUGAGUGGAAGGGGGGAAGGCAGUGAUUUGCAUGUGGUUCAGUACCACAGUUCACCAGCUCUGACCAUCAGUGAGCACAGUCUCAAGCAGAUGAGCUUGCUGGAGUGUCAGUCCUGAGCUUUGGAACUAAGUAGUAAAUGGUCUCCUCAUGGAAGUGGAAGUGUUUGGUGCUGGUCACUUUGGCAGUAAUCUCUGGUCUCUUUGGAAACAUGCACUAAAGUUAGGGUAAAGCUACAGAAUGGUGCUCCCCCGUCUUUUUCUUCAAGGCAGACUCCCAGUGCUAGGUUUGAUUAAGAGGAAUGAAAGCCAUUGGGCAAAUAUGCAAAAAAACCCCACCAUUAACAAUCCACUAUAGAUACUUUUAGUGUCCAUUAAAGUGUUACACAAAUUGUCCCUUUUCUGCAGCUUGCACUGUUAUUUCAUUAUUUUUAACCUGACUUCUGUAUAAAAAAACUCCUCAAUUAUUUUUUAAUUUUUUGUAACUCUGCUUCUAAGAAAGUUGAUGCUUUAAAGGAAAAAAAAAAACUUAGUUUCAAACAUGGGUUUUUCAGGCUUCAAAAUUAAUAAUUUCUACACCUGACCCAGUUCCUGCAGCUGCCAAAAAAGAAAAGAGAAAGCUAUUUAAAUUUCUCAUAGAACCAUUUAUCUCUUAAAAUAUGCCAAGGCAAUUUGAGGUGGGGGUGGAGACUCAGCUAUUUAUCUCAGCAGCUUGAUUUUUCUCUUUAUGUUUCUAACUGUCAGGGGGAAAAAACCGGUAGGAAGCUAUUCUUGGGCUAUUAUUGAUGUAUUGUGUUGCCAUUAUGCAGGAUGUCUGCUUUGCUAUAUACGGAAGGACAUUAAUAAUAGCCAUCUCCCCUGCCCCCACCCUUGGUUCCUCUUUGGGAAGAUAUGGUUUAACUGGAGCAUCUGCUGUGUUCAAAUUGCUGCUCCUUCCUCCCCUUCCCCCAGUUCAUUCCCAAACUAGUUUUAGGAAUCAGGGCUAAGGGAAUAAGGAGACAGAUUAUAUUUACCAUUUUUCUGCCUACUUCUGUGGUUGCUUCAGGCAAGUAAUUUUCAUGCCAUAUACCUAUCUACCCUCUUCCUUCCCAUGUAUUGCCCCUGUUUUCAUUUUAAGUUCAUCAGUGCAAAGGAGAAAUGCUUUCUUGCUGUCUUUUUCUCACAAGGGCUGGCUGACAGAACAGGUUCAGCAACAGACCUCUGAUUUGUUAUUACCCAGCAUUUCAUAUCCAGCAACAUCAGUUUCAUUGUUUUGCAUUAGUAGGAAAAUGUAUUCCCAUUCCCAUCCCUCCUGCCCCAGGUUUAAAAUAUUGUUAUGAGACUUUGAAGGGUCCUUCUGAUUGUUUAAAGACUUGGAUGCUUGUUUUAUUUUUGGAAGCAGAGUGUAUGGUGAACAGGAAUGGUUUGAUGUUUAAAAAAUAGCUCCAGUUCAGCAUUCCCCUAGAGUGCGGGAAGUCCUGUCUCUGCAGGUCUGUGCCAGCAGCGUGACAGCCCAGAGAGCAAAGCCGACUUGAAUAGGAAAAAGAACUGGCCUGCCCCAUUUCAUCUGUGAGAAGAGAGAGGUGAAAAUAAUAAAUGUGGCAAAACAUAAAGGGCAGAAUUGCUCUGAUACUUUUUUAAUGGCUGUUCCUACAUCUCCUGCUAAUUCUGUUCCAUAGAAACUUUGCUUAUUCAGCAUUUUUGGUAACCAGGACCAUGUGCUUUUCAAUCGUAUCAUUAUUUUUAUUUGUCAUUUGUUGAGUCUUAGUCUUGCCUUGGUCCCCAUGGAGUAUGGAGCCACUUUGGUUUUGGCACUGAAUGAAAAGUUAGGAGCUCUGUCUAGGAAAGCCUACCUAGAAUUUAGAACCAGAAAAUGUGAUCAGAAUAUUUUCCAGCUCUGAUACAGAGGAGUUUUCAGAAUUGGAAUCCUUUGUGGGAGGAAUGCCUUCAGUGGGGGAAGUGCUUAGAUUUCAAAAUGAAAGGGAGAUAACCAUUCAGUGUAGUUUUGUGUUGCUUUUAUAUUCUUCCUUGGUGCUGGCCAAGGAGAAAAAGGACACACUCUGAAGUGUUCCCUAAACUAGAGCCAGAGCCCAGCAUCUCUUCUACAACAUUUGCCCCAGCUCCAGCUUUCCACCCUGCUGCAGUGUGGGAGUGAGGAAAGCCUGCUAACAGAGCAAGGUCCACCUCCUCCUCUCCAUGGCCAGCACUGCUCCCCAUGAUGAGUCUGCAUCCAGCCUAGGCCUUGAUCCUGCCUUCCUAGUGCAAGUAUUUUGCCAGAAUCAGCUGUUUUCUCUCUGCCAUUAACUAUGGGACUGUGUGCAAUUAUGAGGAUUUGCAGAGGAGGAGAAGAUCCUGUUCCAAUUAGACUGCCUUUGUGUUAAUGUUUCAUUCAAGGCUGUAUGAGAUAAGAGCAGUUUGCACUGAAAUGCACAGCCGGAGGUUGUAGUUUGCGUUUCAACUGUGUUGAGAUAGUGCCCAUUGAAAAUACAGAAUUGGGGCACUUUUUUUUUUGCAUCUGCCAGUGCUUUACUGGCAGCUCUGUGUGGGCUGGAAAGCCAUUUCAGUUUGGCAAAUGGACAUUUCAUGCCUUGUCUCCAGAGUCUGAUCUAGCUCUUUGCUUUCUCCACCUAAAAAGUAGUAUUUCUAACGUGCCUAAUGCCUAAGUAGCUAAGCAUCUCAGCAGAACAAGCAGCAAGGUGAUGAGUAGGCCACUGACAGAGCUCCCUUUACAAAAAGUGUAUUUCAAUUGCUUCAGUGUGUAUCUUUUCUGAGACCUGCUGUGCUCCUUCAUGGGCAGCAGAGAAACAGCCCUAGUGGUGAGCAGGCAUGGAAACUAGGAGGAUGAUGGAGAAGAGAAACAAGAGGUUAAUGCUGAGCAUCUGUUCUAGGUCUAUCCCAUCAGCAUGACUUGUCAUCUUGCUUAACACACCCUGUUGUCUGGUAGGCAACUGUUCUGUAGCAGAGAUACUUAGGUAUAAAUCCUCAAAUGUCUCUGUCUUAUCAGAACUCCAGUAGUUCAUAUCUGCAGAAUUUAUUCACUUAAUAUGGUCUCUUAUAAGCUCUCCAUCAUUCAUUUUUUAAAUAAUACUAAAAGAGAAAAUUUCAAGGUGAACCAAAGGGUGUUUGAUUGGUGCUACUGUAUUAAAAAGGCUGAUGUGCUCUCACUUUCAAUCCUCAAAAUCAUGUUUUAGCAAACUCUUCCCUGUUGUGAUCAGAGAGGAAAUGCAAGCUGUAUUGAAAACAUAGAAAAGGGAAAGAUAUGAUGUUUUGAUGCUCUGUACUGCACCCCUGUGACCUCCUCUGCUGUCCCCGUGGAGAGUGAGAACUGAGUAUUGGUAGAGGUAUGGGCAGAGCAAAGUAAUGCUUGGACUUUGUCUCGUGGUCUUGCUAGAAAGGAUCUCCUUUGGUGAGACUUCAACUUCCUUAAGGGUCCUGCACUUUCCCAUGCUACAGCUUGUGUUUUGGACCAACAGAGGGACUGGAGGGCAUCUUCCAGUGCAUUCCCUCCAGUGAGUCAAAUGAGAGACCUGGAAUACUAAUUCUGUAGUUUUAGUAAUUCCACUUUUCAACCCGAAUGAACAGCAGAGGUUCUUCAUGUGUCAGAGCCCAAUCUCUCACACUGGCUUUACCUCUGGGCUGAUGCAAGGGGGUCUGAACGACACAUGGGUAAUUCUAGAGGGAUUUUUCUUGGCUAAAUGCCCCAUGGAGACACCCUCAAAGGCUGGGAGAUUGACUUAGCUCUUUCAGACUGCAAGGAGGAAGUGCCCCCAGGAACGUAUUUGUCCUACAUAGCUGCUAUGCUUUGGCCUAUCCCUGCCAGCUGCAGACCUGUCUGCUCGAGGGUUCACCAGCAAUGAUCUUUACUGGAUGUGCAGUAAUUCACAGUGGGUGACUAGGCCAGGUUUGAAUGGUGUUUCAGCUUUAUGGUAGUUGUUGGUUUAGCCCUUGAGAUGGAGAAGGUUUUAUAUUGUUGCCUUCGUUGCAGUUGAGAGGGGAGCGUGACUGGCCACGCUUCUCCUUGUCCUGCAUCAGCAGGCGGAGGCUCUCAGUGGUAUGGGAAGCAUCUUCCUUUUAAAUGUGAAUCACUAGCCUAGGUAUCUGGGCAAGGAGGGGGCACAAGGAAGCAUUCCCUCUAUGAGGAAUGCCUGCUGCUGCACACUCUAUGCCCUCAGAUCCUAAUGAAGUAACAUUACUUGAGCUUUUGGGACUGGUCUCCUGUCUGUCAGAGCUUGGGGGUACCAGAGCUUUACUCCUUGCUGAGCAAAAGCACUACCCAAGUCUGUGAGGGGCCUAAUCCUGCUGCCAUUGGAAUUUUCCUGAAUCCUGUGAGUUGCUGAGUGUACCUCCUGUGAGCUGCUGAGUAGUCUCCCUUGUCAUUGAACCCAUCAGGCCACUUGUCUCCCUCACUGGCUUCUUCCGCAGGGCUUUGAGGGCACUCAGGAAAUGCAAUCAGCACCUUACAGGAUUGAUCUGUUAGGCAAUAAAUGAAGUUUUUUCUCUGGUAACUUGUGUGCAUGAAUUAAAAAUCAUUUAUUCCAAUUUGUUCUGAGGACAGAUGCAGCAUAUACACAUUUUCUAUAUUUAUAAAUACAUAUAGAUAUAUAUAUUUUGUUCUCGGCUAGUUACCUCUUCUAAACUGCAAUUUUCAGAGCAACCGGCAUAUAUUUUUUAUUCAACACUUAAAAUGACUUUUUACAGUAAGAGAAUGAAAGCUGUUUUAAGCAUGUGUUUUCUGUAUUUUUAUUAUGCAUUAUCCAAUUAUAUUGAGAUGUAUUUUCCUCUUGCUCUGCUCUUUCAGUUGUUAUCCUUUUUAUCAGUUAUGCUUUUCAAAUGUUUUGUAAGGGAAAAUAAAUAUGCAAAAUCGCCAGAUGCCUUUUUUCUUUGCAGAAGAAGUAUCACAAAUGCUUUUUUAUUACAUUUUACCAAUCCAAUAAACUCCUUAUAA